Brachypodium distachyon (stiff brome) is the source of this 1930-nucleotide messenger RNA. Its product is annotated as sugar transporter ERD6-like 5. Gene Ontology annotation, cellular component: membrane. Gene Ontology annotation, molecular function: sugar transmembrane transporter activity. Gene Ontology annotation, biological process: carbohydrate transport; transmembrane transport. The transcript has 20 exons. The record is from RefSeq and is a predicted model, not a curated record. Bases 363 to 1790 code for a protein of 475 amino acids. NCBI's taxonomy places the organism in Eukaryota, Viridiplantae, Streptophyta, Magnoliopsida, Poales, Poaceae.
GGCCUCGACACCUGGUCACGUGGACAUACGGUUCCGCGCGUGUAACCACGUGGAUACAUGUUUGUGUCUCCUUGGAAGGAAUCGGGAAACGGAAACGACAGGAUCCACCGGUCGCCGCCCAAUCCGCCGCCGCCGGCAAAGGAGGAUCUCUUCUCUUCGCCGGACACACGGAAACCCCGUGCUACUACCUCGCUGGGUCCGUAAUACUCCCUUUCGUUUACUUUCCUGGCGCCGUCUCGCCUCCGUCUAUCUCGCGUGGCCGUGGUUCAGACUCCAGAUAGGGUCUCCUGUCUCGUCCCUGUCUCAUCGCCGGCGGCGAGCUUCCUGCCGGCUCCAGGAGAACUCCAACCGUCCCUAUAUCUAUGGAACGGGAUGAAGAAAAAACCAAUAAGCCUCUCUUGGCAGCCGAGAAUCACAGAGCUUCUUCAAUUUGGGUGGUGGUUGCCAGCACCGCCAUCGCUGUUUGUGGAUCAUUCGUAUUUGGCAUCUCGGUGGGCUACUCAUCACCAUCUCAGGAGGGCAUCAUGCGUGAUCUUCACCUCUCCUUAGCUGAGUAUUCUGUCUUUGGUUCAAUAUUAACAAUUGGAGCAAUGCUGGGUGCAAUUCUCAGUGGUACCAUAGCAGACAGAGUCGGUCGAAGAUUCGCAAUGGCAAUAUCAGACGUUUUCUGCAUUAUUGGAUAUCUCUUUAUAAUCUUUUCGAAGAAUGUUUUGUGGCUUGACCUUGGAAGGCUCUCAAUUGGAUGUGGGAUUGGUCUUCUUUCAUAUGUGGUCCCAGUCUAUAUAUCAGAGAUAACACCCAAAAAUCUUAGAGGACGGUUCGCAGCUGGAAACCAGCUUCUGAUAUGUUGUGGGGCAUCCCUUGCAUAUGCCCUGGGGACCUUUAUGACCUGGCGUACUUUGGCAAUAGUCGGAGUGACACCAUGCAUACUGCAGCUGAUUGGCCUUCUCGUGAUUCCUGAAUCUCCCAGAUGGCUGGCUAGGACCAGGGACCAAGUUGUGUUUGAGAAAGCAUUACAAAAGCUAAGGGGAAAAGGAACUGAUAUCUCUGAAGAGGCAGCAGAAAUCAAAGAUUUCACAGAAAAGCUUCAGCUCUUGCCGCGGUCAAAGAUGUUGGACCUGUUUCAGAAGGAUUAUAUGCAUGCUGUUACAGUUGGUGUUGGGCUUAUGGUCUUUCAGCAGUUUGGUGGAGUGAAUGCAAUUUGCUUCUACUCCAGUGAGAUAUUUGUUUCGGCAGGUUUCUCGUCAGGGAACACAGGAAUGCUCGCUAUGGUUGUAGUCCAGAUUCCUAUGACGGCACUUGGGACGCUUCUAUUGGACAAGGCUGGAAGAAGGCCACUUCUGAUGGCCUCUGCAGCCGGAACAUGCCUCGGCUGCCUACUAGUGGGGUUGUCAUUCUUAUCUAAGGAAUAUCAUUGGGCGAAGGACUUGAACGUGGUGUUGGCAUUGGCAGGGAUUCUGGUCUUCACUGGAUCUUUUUCACUGGGUAUGGGAGGCAUACCAUGGGUUAUAAUGUCAGAGAUCUUUCCCAUACACAUGAAAGGAUCAGCAGGGAGCCUCGUGACCUUAGUGAACUGGCUCGGCUCAUGGAUCAUCUCAUACGCUUUCAACUUCCUCCUGCUGUGGAGCUCUUACGGCACAUUUUUCAUGUUUGCGAGCAUUUGCGGGCUCACAGUUGUGUUUGUGGAGCGGCUGGUGCCAGAGACUAAAGGAAGGACCCUGGAAGAGAUCCAAGCGUCCAUGAACUCAUCCUUGGCGCCAGCUUCUUCUGGGAUUAGUCCAAUUGCGUAGCUUAAAUUUGUACCUAGUUCCAAAUUCCGGUGUGUAUCCUGGGAUAUUGUAAUUAGUUUGUGUACGAAUAACAUAAGAAGCGACUUGGUAAAAGACAGAAACAUAUAUUUUUAACAUUUGUGAAGUCCCUCAUUGUGUCA